ACUAAUUGUUGCAUACUCAUUCUUCAUUCAUCAUCAUCGCUCGCUCUAGAGAGAAGAAAGAUGGCGAACGUUGCGAACGACGGAAUCAUGGCUGAGGUGAAUCGCAUGUUGGAGGAGAUGUUUCUGCUUGAGACGGGAAUGGUUUCUUGUCCUUGGGUUACACAGAGGCUAGCUGCUGGGGACAGACUUUCUGUUAGAGUGUUCCUGAGGAGAAUCAAUGGAACCCUUACUCCUGCUGAAGAGAAUGAAAUGGUUUCGAGGAUCGUUAGAGAGCCACUCACUCUCGUCAACAACCACACUCGCUUCUUAUGUGAGUAAGGUCACAUAGACUCUCAGUUUAAUGGUUGAUCAUUUCCAUGAUUGCAACUUUUGAUUUUGUUGUGUGCUUGCUACUUACAUCUUUCUAGACCUAUUACAUUUUGUGUAACAUGAUUCCUAUUUUUCAUAGAAUUGUUUUUAGAAAUGGAAACCCAAAGGAAAAAUCAACUAAAACACUUAUCUUUGAACGUAGAGGAAAAUCGAACUCUAUAUUCGUAGGACGAUUACACAUAACAACUUUUUAGCACGUGACAUAGGUAGAAACUAAUGCAUAGUUUCGUUAUUUGGUUUUUUUUUAUUAUAAUACUUUUUCUACAAAUAAAAUCGGGAGUAUUACGUUACAAAGCACCCAGCCGAGACCCAUACUAAUUAACAUUCAACACACGUCAAUCUCGUUUACUAGAUUCAACCAUUCUUAAUAAUUAUAUUAUGUAUAUAUAUGCAUAUUAGUAAAUAUCCCACACAACGUUUAUGAUUACAGAUAUUUCUUUAUUAUUUCAAACCAUCUGUAAAGCUAAACUUUAAUUCUAAGGACGAAAUUUAUGGAGCAACAUAGAGCAAAAACAAAGUUACAAAAACGAGCAAGAACAUGAAUCAAACCAUCUGAUACUGGAAGCAAGCCCGUAUCAAUCUCGUUUUGAUGCCAGAUAUUAGCGAUAAUCUUGAUCAAUUUUCACAUUUGCACCAAAAAAAAAAAAAAAUCUUGAUCGAUUUUUAGAACUAACAACACGAACACUUUUUUGGUAGUUAUGACUUAUGACUACUUUAGGGUUUUUAUUAAAUUAAAUAGAAUAAAGUACAUGGAAGCAAAUUGUUCAUCAUGAUGAUCAUACAACUUAGAAACACGAGAAAAUGGAGAAACUAUUUCAUUUUUUUAUGAAACAAGAGACACUAUUUCAUAUCACACCUGAAAAAGUGUAUCCUGGUAUACCGUGGUAUAUUACAUGAGGUUUCUGAUGAAACAACCUGCAUGAAAGAUACUAAUCCUACGUCAAGUGCAAGCUCUUGCUGAAAGGAUUAAUGAACAUCUUUUGGCUUUCUAGGCGAAAAAGAGUACCUUGUUUCAAGAAUGAAACGACUUGAAUAAAACUAAACAAAUAAAUAUAAGACGCAAUAUAUAUGAUUAUGUUUCCAAAUACAUGAUGCUCCAUUGUGAUUGGAGAAGUUGAAGCACAUCAUCCCAAAUAUAGUUGAAGCACCUGAUGAGCUUCAUCGUGAUUGGAGAAGCCUCCACAAUUUUGGCUCAAGCUGUUAACUCCUUUUGUUCAACUUCUUAAGCAUGUGCAACGGUAAUAAUCAAGCAAUCCUUAACAUAAAUCCUUAAUGCUUUUUGAUUAAAGAAAUAUUAAAAGAGGAGAGGAAAGUUAAGGAUGAUCCUUAAUUAAGGAUUAAAAAUCGAAGUCCUUAUCUUGCUGGCACAUAUUGAUUGGUCCGUUUUUUAUGUUGACUCUGGUAAGGCGAGUUCGAAAACACGCGAACCGUUCUCAUUUUUUCAGAAACCCGAAAAAAAAAAGCAGAGCAGAAGGCGAGGCGAUAGGGAGACGACAGAGAGGCCAAUUGCGAUCUCGAUCCGUGAAGAUGGCGAUUCCACAUGAACCUCAUUUCUUUAAGCCUCUGCUUCCUGGUUUCCACAGUGGUGUCACAAUACCACUUGCCUUCUUCUCAAAGCACAUAGAAGGGAAGACGAACCAGAAAACAUGGAAACUAAGAUCGGACGCUUCAGAUCAAACUUGGGAAGUGAUACUAGAAGGCAGGAUACUCACCGGAGGUUGGAAAGAUUUCACCACAGCACACGACCUUCAAAUCGGUGACCUUGUCAUCUUCAAACACGAAGGAGACAUGGUGUUUCAUGUGACUCCUUUUGGUCCUAGCUGUUGUGAGAUUCAGUAUACACAUCCUCACAUCAUCAAGGAAGAAGCCGACUCCGGUGAUGCUGAUGACAAUGAGAUUAGUAAGUUUCAAUCAAAGUUCAUUGUUUUGGUCCUACCUGUUGUGAGAUGUUUUGACGUGGAAAUUGCUUCUUUUAUUUCAGGAGGAACAGUGGCAAUGUCUUCUUUCUCAUAUGACUUCUGUUUUUUGGCUGAGGUCACUGCUUCAAAUCUAAAAGCAGACAAACUUUAUCUUCCUAAGCGAGCUACUAGUUCUACUGCUUUGAACAAACAAUGCCAAGAGAUGAUACUAGUGAACAAAGAGGGAAACUCAUGGACUGCGAGUUUGCGAUUUAGCGAAUCAGACGGCAUGUAUUACAUCACAAGGGGCUGGGGAAAGUUCUGUCGUGAUAACAGAUGCGACAUAGGAGACUUAUUUGUCUUCAAUCUGGUUGGAGAUGGGAAAACUACUCCCUUGUUGUGUGUAUGCCUGGAAAGUAAAGAGUGUUCUGAACUACUGAGCAAACACUUGAGCAUAAAGCGUGGUGAUAUUGCUUCAAGCUCACGGGUGAAUUAGAAGAAUGGUCAAGUAGUCUUGCGUCUCUUUAGCUUGCGUCUCUUUAGCUAUGUAUCUCGGACUUGUUAAGAGCUUCUAUCCUCUUGUUUUCCUUGCUACAAUGUACUUGUAUGAUCAUUUCAGUUUAGACUCAAGUUCUUGUAUUUCUCUACUCUCUACUCAUUUCAGUUUAGACUCAAGUACUUAUAAGUUUAAAUCUUUGUACUCUACUCUUGUAAGUUUAAAUCUGUUUAGCUAACUACAA
This is a messenger RNA of Brassica napus (rape), 3007 nucleotides long. Its product is annotated as B3 domain-containing protein REM7-like. Bases 1759 to 2763 code for a protein of 334 amino acids. The transcript is spliced from 7 exons. Lineage: Eukaryota; Viridiplantae; Streptophyta; Magnoliopsida; Brassicales; Brassicaceae. The record is from RefSeq and is a predicted model, not a curated record. Gene Ontology annotation, molecular function: DNA binding.